Messenger RNA from Fibroporia radiculosa, 1950 nucleotides. RefSeq lists its product as uncharacterized. The record is from RefSeq and is a predicted model, not a curated record. The coding region runs from base 1 to 1950 and encodes 649 amino acids. NCBI's taxonomy places the organism in Eukaryota, Fungi, Basidiomycota, Agaricomycetes, Polyporales, Fibroporiaceae. Gene Ontology annotation, cellular component: plasma membrane. The transcript is spliced from 11 exons. Gene Ontology annotation, biological process: regulation of membrane potential; intracellular potassium ion homeostasis; sodium ion export across plasma membrane. Gene Ontology annotation, molecular function: sodium:proton antiporter activity.
AUGCCACCAUACAAUAUUGCCUCAGUUGUUGACGCCACAGACUCAUCAUCUGACGCUAAAGAGUAUGUGGUUUGCAUUCCAGCCUCCAGAUCGCGAGAUCUGCCCGUUAGCUCAACAAUCGUCCGUUUGCAGUUCUAUAUCAAUGAAGUCGUACUGGGGACCGCAUUUGGCAUCCUUAUCGGCCCGCACUGUGCCAAUGCCUUUGACCCAAGAUCAUGGGGCCCCGACACAGAGAGGAUCACGCUCGAGGUGAUGCGCAUCGUUCUUGCCACCGGCCUGUUUGCUAUCGGCGUAGAGCUGCCUCAGUCUUACAUGGCCGAUCAUGCGAAAGGGCUGCUUGUAAUGGUCGUUCCAACAAUGGCAUUUGGCUGGUUUAUUGUGGCGGCGAUUAUAUACGCCCUCUUCCCCAGCUACAACUACAUUUCUGCACUAGUUGUAGCCGCGUGCCUUACUCCAACCGACCCUAUCAUUAGUGCAGCUAUCGUCGGCGGCAAAUUUGCCCUCAAACAUGUGCCCACGAACCUCCGCCGUAUAUUAUCCGCCGAGUCCGCCGCCAAUGACGGACUGGCUUAUCCUUUCUUGAGCAUCUCGAUCUACCUUACCGUUGAAAGCUCUCGCCGCGUGGCUAUAGGCAAGUGGUUCCUGAUUGGCUGGCUCUACGAAGUUAUACUGGGCACAGUCCUUGGAGCAAUCUUAGGGAUUAUGUUUUGCCACCUCAUGAAAUUUUCUUACCGCAAGGGCUUCAUCGAUCGAGAAUCCUAUGUUGCGCAGUACCUCGCCCUCACUUUCCUGACCAUUGGGAUCUGCGACACACUUGGCAGUGAUGAUUUGCUAGCAGCCUUUGCGGCAGGUACCGCGAUCAGCUGGGAUGGGCAUUUUAACGAUCAAACUGAAAAUGAGGUAUUCUCGUCUGUCGUCGACCUGCUCCUCAAUUGCGCUUGUUUCGUAUACAUUGGGGCUUGGAUGCCAUUCGACCAGUUCGAUCAGCCCGACCUAGGGAUCACGCCUUGGCGUCUUAUCGUCCUGUUUGUAGCCAUCUUGGUACUCCGUCGUAUUCCCUCCAUGUUGCUGUUGUACAAGUGGGUCCCGGAGAUAUCAAAUUGGCGUGAAGCGCUCUUCUCUGGUCAUUUUGUUGAGUACACGCUGAGACUGCAUCACAAACUAGGACCGAUGGGAGUUGGGGCUGUGUUUGUUUCAACACUUGCUCUUACUAGGCUACCCGCACCGCAGUAUCCACCCCAGAAUCAAGCCGAAUUGCUUGCAGCAACUUUGCAGACAAUUGUAUCCUUCGUAGUCCUAGGAUCAAUUAUUAUUCAUGGCCUUUCGAUUCCUUUCUUCUCCUUAGGAAAGAAUGUCCGCUCGCGUACUGUAUCUAUGUCCAGGACUUGGACUUCACGUGGCACAGGACCCGAAUGGCUGUCUGGAGUCCGUCGCUUGACCGAGACACCGGGUGAAAUCCCAAGACCGGGGACACCGUCUCUCGUCGUUGCCGAGCAGGGUACAAUUGAGGACAUCACAACAAUCAUUCACGAAGUGGUAGUGACCGAUGAUAAUAUCAUUCCACGGAAUAUCAGUACACAGUCGCUUGCGUCUGAUACAUUCUUUAAUACCGAGGACCUUCCUCGUGGUGUUGUUCGACCAAGCCGCACAGGGUCCUUGGAGCGAUUUAACGAGCCUGGAUCCCGCACUCCGAAGAUGGUGCACUUCCCCCAAAAUGAUGAGGAGCGAGCUGCUUCUCUUGCAGAACAAGCUGGAGAUUCUAUGAAUAACAGCAUCCCUUCGAGAGCCGAAGUACCCAUAAACCCAGCUCAUCUAUUUAUGGAAUCUCCGGAAGAUACGGAAAUCCCUUCUACUCCUGAGGGAAGGGGUACCGGUCUUGAUGCUGGGUCUCCUGGCCAAAUUCAGAUUCACCAAAGGGUUGUCACGGUCCGCUUGCCUUCGCCUCAAUAA